Molecule: messenger RNA, 723 nt
Organism: Neltuma alba
Lineage: Eukaryota; Viridiplantae; Streptophyta; Magnoliopsida; Fabales; Fabaceae
Product: ribosomal RNA small subunit methyltransferase NEP1-like
Exons: 7
Coding region: 1-633 (210 amino acids)
Biological process (GO): rRNA base methylation
Cellular component (GO): small-subunit processome; nucleus
Molecular function (GO): rRNA (pseudouridine) methyltransferase activity; rRNA binding
Source: RefSeq, a predicted model, not a curated record
AUGAGGUCUAAAGCUAUAUUUGUUCUUGACAAUGCUUCCUUGCAAAAGGGCCUGGUUAGAAAGGAAUGGAAAAUUCUGAAUUCAGAUGAUGAUGCCCAACUUUUGCUAAAUCAGCGGAAGAAUCUUAAUGAUUAUCGGCCUGACAUAGUUCAUGAGGCUCUCCGCUCCAUUUUAGACAGCCCGCUUAAUAAAGCUGGCAUGGUAGCAGCUAUAUAUGUCAAAAUUGACAAAGGACUUCUUUUUGAAGUCAGACCACAUGUUCGACUUCCACGAACAUGUAAGCGAUUUUGUGGUGUCAUUUUGGAAUUGCUUCAAAAAUCCCGUGUGUAUGCAAAAGAUACAAAUGAAGUACUCCUUCGUGUUCUUGAAGAACCUGUGACACGCCAUUUACCAGUCAAUUCUCACAUAAUAGGUCUCUCUUAUAACUCAGAAAGGCUAGUUGACAUAGAGGAUUAUGUGUCGGCUAUGGAUUAUGCUGUUAGUCCUGUAUACGUGGUGGGUGCAAUGGUGAAUGGGAGUGUAAAGAAGGACUAUAUGCAUGAUUAUAUCUCAGUUUCUGGUUAUCCACUUUCUGCCAAAUGCUGCAUAGGACUGAUCUGUGAGGCAAUGGAGCAAAAAUGGAAUAUCUUUUGAAUGCAUUCCAUCAAGUAGUAGGUCAAUUAGAAGGACCAAAAGUUUAUUCCUUAUUUAUGUCAAAGUUCCAAAUGCAACUGAAGAUUCUUU